GCGGUGGUCGGUCAGGCACGAGAUGUUGCAUGUAUUCUCGGCCCGUUGAGGGACAUUUAUCUGACUGGAAUAGCUAUGCAUCCUAUCGUCCUCCACCCCGCCCCUUUCGAAACGCACAUGAACCGCGCCCACGCCCCACCGACAUACCAACGGCCCUACAACGCGUCUCAGCAACGACGAUUAGACAAGACAGGCUGAUGAAAAAUGUUUCUGGGUGCAGUCUGGUUGUACAAUUCGAGGAACGGGUGCGAUAGUGUAUCCCAGUGUAUAGGGAUUCGCGCCAGGACGAUGCCCAUGGAAUGCGAAUGGGCCAUGAUGCACCCUUGCGUUGGCAGAAGUCUUGACCUCAGUAGCAAUACGAGCCUAGCAUUCUUCAUGGCUCAUCGCGGCACCUAUAGCAAUACCCCUUCGGCUUCCCCCAUUGGUCCGAUUGCUUCGACGCGCACAUGUGUCCGCUCAGCCAGUUCACCUUUGCAACGGCUCAAGGAGGACAGGAGCUGGAUAUGUUGGCAUGAGCGAAGUCGCAUUCAGUCAGCCAGUGGAAGUAAAGGAAACACCGCCGAGCUAGCGAAUACCUGCCGCAGUCGGGCGAAAUUCACGGUGACGGCCUCGUGGACGUUACAUAUUCACGGGCGGAAGGAGUUUGGUGCGAAGGACAUAUUCCAGAGCAGAACUACAUAGGCGUCACAGCGCAAUCAUCGCUCGAAGACCGGGUGGCGAGGCAGACGCUGUAGCAGUUCCAGGCGCACAAGCUUUUGUGAUCGAGUGAGAGUA
Molecule: messenger RNA, 774 nt
Organism: Alternaria alternata
Lineage: Eukaryota; Fungi; Ascomycota; Dothideomycetes; Pleosporales; Pleosporaceae
Exons: 2
Coding region: 205-681 (158 amino acids)
Source: RefSeq, a predicted model, not a curated record